CCGUCCAGGCGCCCAGCUGCCCGUCCCGCGGAGCAUCCUUCGGCGCCCAGGGACCAGAAGCUCGCCCGCCCAGCAUGGGUGCCUGACCACGGGCGGCGGCGGGGCACCCGGCGGCGGCUUCCCUCACUCCAGCGGCUCGACCUCUUGCCGCCAUGGAGUGAGUAACGCUGCGCAACGCCAGGCUGGAGGAGAGGCUCCUUCAAAGAUGGUUCGGCUGCCAUUGAGACCUGGAGCUCUAAUGCCACAAUGAGGACUUACACACGGGGGGCUCCUAGUGUGUUUUUCAUACAUCUGGUUUGCUCUGCACUCGUCUAUAGUAGCGACGACACCCCAAGCACUGUGGUUCCUUUUGUCAAUGCCAACUACGAUAGCUACCCAAUGCUCUAUUUUUCCAGAGAAGAGAUGCAGGAUUUGCGACUCAGAGCAGCCACCACACACCAGCACAUCGCCGCUCGGUUGACCGAGGCUGUGCAGAUCAUGCUGUCAAAUCCUUUGGAGUACCUUCCUCCCUGGGAUCCCAAGGACUUCAGUGCUCGGUGGAAUGAGAUCUAUGGCAACAACCUGGGUGCCCUGGCAAUGUUCUGCGUUCUUUAUCCUGAGAACAUGGAAGCCAUCAACAUGGCCAAAGAUUACAUGGAAAGAAUGGCGGCUCAGCCUAGUUGGCUAGUAAAGGAUGCACCAUGGGAUGAGGUCCCUCUUGCUCACUCUCUGGUUGGAUUUGCCACUGCAUAUGACUUUUUGUACAACUAUCUUAGUAAGUCUCAGCAGGAAAAGUUUCUUGAGGUAAUUGCCAAUGCCUCAGGAUAUAUGUAUGAAGCAUCAUAUAGGCGUGGAUGGGGUUUCCAGUACCUACACAACCAUCAACCUACCAACUGUGUGGCCUUGUUGGCUGGAAGCCUGGUUCUAAUGAAUCAAGGUUACCUUCAGGAAGCCUACCUGUGGACCAAGCAAGUCCUCACAAUCAUGGAGAAGUCUAUGGUUCUGCUACAAGAAGUGACAGAUGGAUCCCUUUAUGAAGGAGUAGCUUAUGGCAGCUACACCACCAGAUCCCUUUUCCAGUACAUGUUUCUUGUCCAAAGGCACUUUGACAUUAACCACUUUAAGCACCCCUGGCUGAAACAACAUUUUGCUUUUAUGUACAGGACGGUUCUGCCAGGAUUCCAAAGGACUGUUGCUAUUGCAGAUUCCAAUUACAACUGGUUUUAUGGGCCAGAGAGCCAGCUGGUAUUCCUGGAUAAAUUUGUGAUGCGCAAUGGUAGUGGAAAUUGGUUGGCAGACCAGAUCAGAAGGAAUCGGGUGCUUGAAGGCCCAGGGACACCCUCCAAAGGACAGCGUUGGUGCACUCUUCACACUGAAUUUCUCUGGUAUGAUUCAAGCCUGGGCUUUGUACCUCCACCAGACUACGGGAUUCCAAAGCUGCAUUAUUUUGAGGACUGGGGCGUUGUAACAUACGGAAGUGCACUGCCAGCUGAAAUCAACAGAUCCUUCCUCUCCUUCAAAUCAGGAAAGCUCGGAGGACGUGCAAUAUAUGAUAUUGUUCACCAGAACAAGUAUAAAGACUGGAUCAAAGGCUGGAGGAACUUUAAUGCCGGCCAUGAGCACCCAGAUCAGAACUCAUUUACUUUUGCCCCCAAUGGUGUCCCUUUCAUAACAGAAGCUCUGUAUGGGCCAAAGUACACAUUUUUAAACAAUGUGCUGAUGUUUUCCCCAGCGACAUCAAAGAGCUGCUUCUAUCCAUGGGAGGGGCAAAUUACUGAAGACUGCUCAUCCAAGUGGUUGAAAUAUAAGCAUGACUUGGCCGCAGAUUGCCAAGGGAGAGUGGUUGCUGCUAUGGAAAGACGAGGGAUCAUCUUCAUCAAGGGUGAAGGAGUGGGUGCCUACAACCCCGGGCUAAAGUUGAAAAGCCUCCAGAGAAACCUGUUCCUUCUACAUCCCCAGCUUCUGCUGCUAGUGGACCAAAUACAUCUCGAUGGUGACAGUCCACUGCAGACAGCGACCAGCUUCUUCCACAAUGUGGAUGUGCCUUUUGAAGAAACUGUUAUUGAUGAUGUCCAUGGGGCCUUUAUUAGGCAACGGGAUGGAGUGUACAAGAUGUACUGGAUGGAUGACACUGGCUACAGUGAAAAAGCUGUCCUUGCCUCAAGAAUGUAUCCCAGAGGUUACCCCUACAAUGGGACAAACUAUGUGAACGUCACGACUCGCCUGCAUAGCCCCGUCACCAGAGUGGUGUACCUCUUCAUUGGACCUUCCAUAGACGUCCAGAGCUUCAGUGUCCAUGGGGAUUCCCAGCGGCUGGACGUUUUCAUUACCACCAGUGAGCAUGCCUACGCUGUCUAUUUGUGGACCGGAGAAGAGAAAAGCCACUCUGUCUUUGCACAAGUUAUUGCAGACCGCCAGAAAGUUCUGUUCGACCGGGCCUCUGCCAUCCGGAGCGCACCAGUAUCAGAAGUCAGGGACUACAGUGGGGUAGUAGAGCACAGCCUUCAGCAUUUCAAGCCUGUCUUCCAGCAGCUGGAGAAGCAGAUCCUUUCCCGCGUGCGGAACACAGACAGCUUCAGGAAGACAGCGGAGCGCCUCCUGCGGUUUUCCGAUAAAAGGCAGACCGAGGAGGCCAUUGACAGGAUAUUUGCAAUCUCUCAGCAGCAGCAGCAGCAGCAGCAGCAAGGCAGGGCAAAGAGGAAUCGGAAGGUGAUAAAAGGGUAUAAGUUUGUCGAUGCUGGCCCUGACAUUUUUGCACAGAUCGAAGUCAAUGAAAGGAAAGUGCGGCAAAAGGCACAGACGUUGGCCCAAAAGGAGUUGCCUGUGGAUGAAGAUGAGGAGAUGAAAGAUCUCUUGGAUUUUGCAGAUAUUACCUAUGGGACACAAAAAUGGCACAAGAACGGUGUGUCCAUCAAAGGCCGAUCUGGUCUGGCACAGAUGUUGGCAACUGCUCGAAGCAGUGCUCCCUCCAUGUCAGCAUCCUACACCCGACUCUUCCUUAUCCUGAACAUAGCUAUUUUCUUCUUCAUGCUGGCCAUGCAACUCACUUGGUUCCACAAAGCCAAGAGCCUGCAUGCCCAGCGAUGUCUCUAUGCAGUCUUGUUAAUUGACAGCUGUGUGUUGCUGUGGCUGUACUCUUCCUGUUCCCAGGCGCAGUGCUAACAUAGCAGACCAUGGCAGCCACUGGACCAUUCUGUGGUGAGAUGUGUCUGUGCAAAGUAUUCCCUAAGAGAGCCGGAGUGUGUGUUACAUCUUUUCUGACAGAUUCCAGGAAACAGCUGUGUAACAAUGGUAUUCUUGUAGUCACAAACAGUAACAUUAAUGGGCAUUGGAAACACUUCUAAAUGUACCACCUACAUACGGGUUAAGCUGGAUUUGUCCUAUGAGUGAAUGUCAGUUUCGCAACUCGGUGUGUGGCAUUGAAUUUUCUUCUUCAAAGCAAACACUCUCUUGUGGCAUUAUUUCCUAAUUAACUUCUAUGAAAAAAUAAAAAUAAUAUACUACUGGAAUGGAAAUGUUCUAACAGCAUCUAAACCGGCUGUUGACACAUGAAAUGGCAAUUUUAACCAGUGGUUUUCAUCCUUUCUGCUAAUCCAGAUGUUGUUAUAUGAAGGAAGUGUGACAGUGAGGGCUGCAAAUCCUUUGUUUGAUGUCAGCAUUUGUCUGCCUGAAAGCAGUGGCACUGCUAUAAAUAAGGCCUCCUGCCCCCGUAGCUCUCUGCCGUCUCGCCUCGGUCAUCACCAAGAGAAAGUGCUGCUCUCCCUGCCUUCGUGCUCGGCCAGUAGCAUGUGGGAGCCUUCCCCCUUGCAGUGGGGCUUGUGAGGCGGAACACCAUUCUGGGCUGACUGAAAGCUCGUGGGAGUGUCAAUUGUUGAACGGCCGUAGCCUUCACUAGUAGACUGUAUCCUGGUGCCUUCCACAUGUUUUGGAAUCAUCACUGACUAUUGGUCAUGCUGUCUAGAGCUAAUGGAAUUUGUAGUCCAAAAUAUCUGGAGGGCAGCAGGUUGGGGAAAGCUGGAACAGGUUGGAGAGAGGCAGGUAGGAUUAGAAGGUACAAUAAGAGAUUGCGGCUGUGUGACCAAGGCUGCCCCUUCAGUACCACACUGCUGCUCAGGACUGAGAUCUGUGUGAGGAAGGAGGAACCUGCAGAUACGCUUCUGGGUGUGGGCGACGUGGGGUGAUGUACAUGUUGAUUGGCUAGUAUCUGGGUGGGAAUACCUGUCUUUCUCAGGAGAGACUUACAGAUAGAUGAGGCCCUUGCCCCUGCCUCUGCCUGUAUACCUGGCAACAACAUUGCUUCUGCAACUGAUGGAUGUGUCACUCCUGCGCACAACAAUCAUGGGACUGAUUUCUAAAUCCCAGGAAUCCUAAACAGUAAGGAUCAGCUGGAAAAUUGGCUUGUAUGCCUUGAAGAAUUUUUUUUUAAAAAGUUCCAAAUACUUUUUGCUAAAUAAACAGAUUAUAAAUGUCUCACUUAUACCAAUUGAAUUAAAAUGAUUUUAAAAAUC
Molecule: messenger RNA, 4487 nt
Organism: Varanus komodoensis (Komodo dragon)
Lineage: Eukaryota; Metazoa; Chordata; Lepidosauria; Squamata; Varanidae
Gene: DSE
Product: dermatan sulfate epimerase
Exons: 6
Coding region: 247-3141 (964 amino acids)
Molecular function (GO): chondroitin-glucuronate 5-epimerase activity
Source: RefSeq, a predicted model, not a curated record